GUUGCGACUUUCGACUAAGAAGCUUGUUGUCGAUAGGUGGUCGGUUGCGUUUUAUACUCUUAAAAGCUAAGUACUAAAUGGCCUAUGAAACGAUAUAUUCGAAUCGAGAUAGUGGACGGGACUAUCGUAACGGUUCUCGCCAUGCUGAACAUGCAUAUGAAAAUUCCGUUUCAAGAAAACGUUAUCGGGAUGUUCCAUUCCAGUCACGAAUGCCUUUCGAAAAUGAUUUAAAAGAUAGGGAAUAUGACUACUACAAUCCAAACAAGGAAUAUGUUUCCCCCAGUAAAGAACUUCGACGUAGUAAACAUGAUGUAGAGAAGUUUCGCCAAGACCCGCGGUACAGUCGUGAUUCAAACACUAGUCCUGUUCCGAAAAAACGUAGUAAAAUGGACAGUCGAGUCGAAUCAUCUCCUCCCAAACCAUCUCGUGUACUUGGUGCUUUUGGAUUGUCUAUGCGUACCGAGGAACGGCAUUUGUAUGACAUAAUGAAAAAGUACGGCGAAAUAGAGGAGAUAAAACUAGUUCAAGAUAAUUUAUCUGGGCGUUCACGUGGUUUCGCGUUUAUAUAUUUUCGGUCUAUUGAAUGUGCUCGUUCAGCGCGCGCUGCAUGCGCUCGAGGUUUGGAACUACAUGAUCGUAUUGUUCGCAUUGAUUACAGCUACACUGAGCGACCACACAAUCCUACACCUGGAAUAUAUAUGGGCAAAGAAAAACGACUAAAUCAUGGUGAAUCUGGACGCCGGUCGAACUUUGCAGAGCACCAGAGAUCCGCGUACGGGGAUAGAAAUUCCAGACCACGUCCUUCUCAAAGAAUAUCUCGACGUACAACAGGUGAGCGACCCGAUCGUUACCAUCAGUCCCCAGAGGAAAACAGCCGACCUCGUAAUUCGUUAGCAUACAAUUCAAAUAGCCGUAGUCGCAUAGUGAGAACAAACAAUGGUGUCCAACAAAGUCGUUCUCGUCAACCACGUUCUGAUGUGAUGCGUAAUGCAUAUAACAUGCGACGCCAACCUAAAAAUGAGUAUGCGUCAAUGAACUACAGCUCUACAACACACUGAUAACAAAAUGCAUUUCAGUUUAUACCACUUAUGUUCUAGUGAAGUUCCUAUAUUUGAAAUUCGUUGUACUAUCACUGUCAGCGUUUGGAAUAUGAAGAAAUUGGAAUUUUGAACAACUGAGUUGAUCACAAACUAAAUAUGUUAAUCAUUGUUUAUUUAUUCUUAGUUUUAUGAAAAAUUUCCUUGUUAGUAAACGCUUUCAAAAAAAAGUUUGUUUCUCAUAUUUCCACUUAUUUUUAUAAUCCAUUUAGUGUAUCUGCUAAAACCUUGUUUUUAUCUUAACAAUAUUAUGAAUGAUCAACUGCGAAAUAUUAUUUCUCCUUGUUAUUUUUUUGAAAAUACAUAAUUUUUUCAGAGGAUUCGUUUGUUUUGAAAUU
Molecule: messenger RNA, 1435 nt
Organism: Schistosoma curassoni
Lineage: Eukaryota; Metazoa; Platyhelminthes; Trematoda; Strigeidida; Schistosomatidae
Source: the annotation of a GenBank genome assembly